This is a messenger RNA of Exophiala mesophila, 1297 nucleotides long. RefSeq lists its product as uncharacterized. The transcript has a single exon. Lineage: Eukaryota; Fungi; Ascomycota; Eurotiomycetes; Chaetothyriales; Herpotrichiellaceae. The record is from RefSeq and is a predicted model, not a curated record. The coding region runs from base 1 to 1047 and encodes 348 amino acids.
AUGACACGCCAAUCUGAGGUUAAGGCGGGACAAUCGCUGUCGAUAUCUGCACCAUCAAGGCAAGUAUCAUGGGUAUCCCAAUCCUUGAGCCCAGCUCGGCCGGCCUCAGAGAUCCAAAAGCCAGAACCCUACCCACCUGUCCCCUGGUCAUUCCCUCAGCGAUCCAAGCAGACAGUCAGCAACCCACAGCCUUGCCAAGCAAAUGUCGAUGGUGGCCUCAUUUCUGGCCUCAUUCCCAAAACAUGCAAUCGUCCAGAGUGUCGGUGCAAGACUGCUGUGAGCCAAACCAAACCAAAGCCCGACAAGGUCAAGAUCACGGUCAACACAGCUGCUUUCAACCACUCCACCAUCUCCACACCGCUCUCCAAACCAUCUGUCAACACUAAGACUGCUGCUGAAGCGAACAUCACUCCUUCCCCCAUCAACCCCCUUGAGACACCAUGUAUCGACCAAUGUCCCAUCCCCGGCCACCUUCGGGAUAUCGUCCUGCAAGAUGUCUGGGACACUGGCAAAGUCGGAAGCUUCGUGAAUCACGGCUACGUCGCCAAAGGAUCCAAGGACGCGGCAUUGACCAGAGCAUAUAAGAAGGCCGCAGGAACAGCUACGAAUCUCGAAGUCGUCAAAUUCUGUCGACCACCAACACCAGUGUCAAUCUCACCAUCGUCGUCGCCAUCAAGCGAACUCCUUGACACGAUUCACCGUCGCAAAAACCUAUUCCAAUCCUCAUCCUCAUCUUCAUCAUUAAGCAAACCCGGACGCAACAACACCAAACGAGGCUCACGGACAAGAAAAAUCCGACCGAAACUCGAUCACAACACAGUCGAGCAGAGACUGUUACUCACACGCAGAAAAGCAGCCUGUCGAAAAUAUUUGCCCGCGACGGUGGACUUGCACAUCACAGAGCAUGAGGUACCCGCGACCACGAAUCUGGCUCACGAGUAUUCGGCUGCGUUGGCUUGGUGGUAUGAUACCGUGGAUGGUGUGGCUGUGAAUAAGAGGAUUCCUCAAGCAGAUUUGCCGGUGGCGGAUAUGUAUCAGUAUGAUUGAUUGAUUGAGUGAUUCAGUCUAUUGAUUUGUGAGAUACUGGACUGGGUGUUGGUUGGGUUGUGAUGGGUUGGGUUUGUCUUGACGAGUGAUUUUGUGUGUGCGAGUGAUAAUGAUGGAAGGAUGAAGGAUUCACAAGUGAUAUCAAGAUCAAGAUCAGGAUCAGAUCAAGGUCACGUCACGUCAGGUCGUAAGCCGCGAGACCCAAGUUCUAGGUAUCAAUACCAUUGUGUGGUAGCAAAGAUGUCAAUAG